Messenger RNA from Trichophyton benhamiae CBS 112371, 999 nucleotides. RefSeq names its product 37S ribosomal protein S9. Gene Ontology annotation, biological process: translation. Gene Ontology annotation, molecular function: RNA binding; structural constituent of ribosome. Gene Ontology annotation, cellular component: mitochondrial small ribosomal subunit; ribosome. The record is from RefSeq and is a predicted model, not a curated record. The transcript has 2 exons. Lineage: Eukaryota; Fungi; Ascomycota; Eurotiomycetes; Onygenales; Arthrodermataceae. The coding region runs from base 1 to 999 and encodes 332 amino acids.
AUGAACUUUUUUUUGUCGACGACAAAGACAAAGCAAACAUGGCAGAGCGCCGGCACAGCGCCAAUUAACCAGAUACCACGACAUUUGCGGUCCUCCAUCACCAUCAUGGCCUGGCAGAGGCCGGUUCUCGCAGCUCGGACGUUCCGGCUCCCACGGUGCUUGACGCAAUUCGAGGCCUUCCGAUACCAACCAUUUUCGACCACUACUUCUUCCCUUGACGAUUCCCCCAAUGCCGCUCCUCCGCUUGAUCCCAGUGGAUCACUCAGACAGCCAACUCGCAUGCUACCCGUUUCCCGGUCAUACUUUACCGGGACACCCAAAUUUACAGACUACGAGUUGAAGCUCGAAUACCUGAGAGCCAAAUACAUGGAUUUGCCUAGCUAUGGCCCUAGGGAAGCACCUCGAGUAGCAUGGCUGGUGAGGGGUCAAUUUUUGGCAAAGGUCAAUGAAGACAUAUCCGUUUCGAGGUAUGCGAGGCUAUUGAAAAGCUUAAAAGUGUUGAACAAGAUCAAGGCAGAAGUAAUGCCGGCAGAAGUUUCGAAAUUCAUUGAAGAAUUCUCAAGGCCGAGAAAUCUAUACCAGUGGGAACUCAAUCCACGGAAGCCUGAUGAGCAUGGCCGAUCUCGUGGCAUAGGGAGGCGAAAGACUGCACAUGCAACUGCUUAUCUUGUUGAAGGAGAUGGCCAGAUUAUCAUCAACGGGAAGACCAUCUCAGAGGUAUUCCCUAGAAUUCAUGAUAGAGAGAGUGCAAUGUGGGCGUUGAAAGCAACGAAUCGACUACAUAAAUACAAUGUAUUUGCUGUUGCUCGUGGAGGCGGUAUCACCGGCCAGGCGGAAGCAGUUACUCUUGCCGUUGCGAAGUCACUUCUUGUCCAUGAACCCGGUCUGAAAUCUGCCCUGAGAAGAGCUGGUGUCAUCCGAACCGAUCCCCGUCAAGUUGAGAGAAAGAAGCCGGGAAAGCUCAAGUCAAGGAAGAUGCCCGCCUGGGUCAAACGAUAA